This is a messenger RNA of Lodderomyces elongisporus, 726 nucleotides long. Its product is annotated as Lytic transglycosylase. The coding region runs from base 1 to 726 and encodes 241 amino acids. The transcript has a single exon. NCBI's taxonomy places the organism in Eukaryota, Fungi, Ascomycota, Pichiomycetes, Serinales, Debaryomycetaceae. The record is from RefSeq and is a predicted model, not a curated record.
AUGAAAUAUACCUCAAUACUUUUGGCCACUCUUUUAGCCAUUUAUGUUCUGGCUUCUCCGCAAGUCAUCGUAGUAUAUAAGACGGUUUAUGUUGAUAAAAACGGUAAUAGAGUUGGACCACCAUCAAGUUUAAGGAGUACUAGCACUAGUAGCAGAGCAAUUCCCACAUUCACCACCACUACAACCAUCGACAUAUCUAAACCUACAAACAAACCUCAACAACAAUUGAAUCCACAACAAAUUUCUGAACCAGAAGAGCUGCAAGUCAAACAAGAACCUCCUUUUGCACUGGAACCGGAACCUGAACUGGUACCUGCACCUGAACCGGAACCUGAACUGGUACCUCAGCCUGCGCCUGCACUUGCACUUGCACUUGAACCUGAACCUGAACCCAAACCCGAACAGCAGGGUCAAACUUUCUCAGGUGAUGCAACUUACUAUUCGACCGGAUUGGGAGCAUGUGGCAUCGUCAAUACAGAUUCAGACUACAUCAUUGCGAUUUCGCACGAAAUGUAUGAUCAACACACACCAGAUGGAAACCCAAACCAUAAUACCUUGUGUGGUAAAAAGAUCAAGGCCUUCCGCAAUGGAAAAUCUAUAGAUGUUACAGUUGUUGACCGUUGUGAAGGAUGUGCAUAUAAUGACUUGGAUUUUUCCCCUGCAGCAUUCAAACAGUUGGCAGACUUUGAAGAAGGUAGAGUACGUAUUACUUGGAAAUGGUUGUAA